Molecule: messenger RNA, 753 nt
Organism: Arabis nemorensis
Lineage: Eukaryota; Viridiplantae; Streptophyta; Magnoliopsida; Brassicales; Brassicaceae
Source: the annotation of a GenBank genome assembly
AUGGCUACCAUUCAUCAAACUCUAGCUCCUUUUCUCCUCCUCGCCGCGGUUUUCCUCCCCGCAGAGAUAACCGCUCAGCGCGCCGCUCCCGCUCCUGGCCCUGCCGGUCCGAUCAACAUCACGGCGAUCCUAGAAAAAGGCGGUCAAUUUGUUACUUUUAUUCGUCUUUUAAACACAACUCAAAUUGGAAGCCAAAUCAAUAUCCAAAUCAAUAGUUCAUCAGAAGGUAUGACCAUUUUCGCGCCAACAGACAACGGUUUUCAAAACCUUAAACCCGGAACCCUAAACAAGUUAAGCUCAGAAAACCAAGUCAAACUCAUUCUCUACCAUGUUAGUCCCAAGUUCUACACAUUGGACGAUCUUCUCUCCGUAAGUAACCCGGUAAGGACUCAGGCUUCAGGACGAGACGAUGGUGCGGUUUACGGGCUUAACUUCACUGGUCAAGGAAACCAAGUCAAUGUAUCAACCGGUAUGAUUGAGACACGUGUGAGUACUGCAUUAAGACGUGAACGUCCUCUUGCGGUUUACGUGGUGGACAUGGUUUUGUUACCGGAAGAAAUGUUCGGAGAACGUAAGAUCUCACCGGUUCCGGCGCCUAGUCCGAUAUCAAAAUCUCCUAAUGUCUCUGAUGAUUUAGACUCCACUAAGAAAGCGGCGGUUCCGACUUCAGAGAAGUCUGGCUCCGGUGAGAUGAAGGUUGGAUUAGGGUUUGGUCUUGGACUUGUUGUGUUGUGUUUGAAAUUCCUCAUUUGA